AUGACUUUUUCAAAAGCAUCAGCGAUCAUCCUUGUUUUAAUCAUUUGUUUAAGUUCAUUUAUAACAGCAUCAGAAAUGGCAGUUCCAGUUAAAUUAACAGCAGAAGAGAGACCAGCUUUAUUAGCUACCAUCCCACAAUGGGCUAUGGUCGAAGGAGGAAGAGACGCUAUCAAGAGAACUUACCUCUUUGCUGAUUUCAAUCAAGCUUUCAGUUUUAUGACUCGUGUUGCUUUGGUUGCUGAACAAAUGGCUCAUCACCCAGAAUGGUUCAAUGUAUACAACAGAGUCGAGAUUACUCUUGCUACUCAUGAUUGCAAUGGUUUGUCAAUGAAUGAUAUUAAUUUGGCAAAGACAAUGGAUACCUUUUUCGGUCAAUACAAACUAUAA
This is a messenger RNA of Cavenderia fasciculata, 387 nucleotides long. It is a transcript of the gene pcbd, whose product is annotated as pterin-4-alpha-carbinolamine dehydratase. Gene Ontology annotation, biological process: tetrahydrobiopterin biosynthetic process. Gene Ontology annotation, molecular function: 4-alpha-hydroxytetrahydrobiopterin dehydratase activity. The coding region runs from base 1 to 387 and encodes 128 amino acids. The transcript is spliced from 2 exons. Lineage: Eukaryota; Evosea; Eumycetozoa; Acytosteliales; Cavenderiaceae. The record is from RefSeq and is a predicted model, not a curated record.